This is a messenger RNA of Carica papaya (papaya), 2047 nucleotides long. Its product is annotated as O-Glycosyl hydrolases family 17 protein. NCBI's taxonomy places the organism in Eukaryota, Viridiplantae, Streptophyta, Magnoliopsida, Brassicales, Caricaceae. Gene Ontology annotation, biological process: carbohydrate metabolic process. The record is from RefSeq and is a predicted model, not a curated record. Gene Ontology annotation, molecular function: hydrolase activity, hydrolyzing O-glycosyl compounds.
AGUCAGUUGCAGUUUUCCUGCUUUCUUCUAUCUCAUAUAUAUAUAUAUAUAUAUAUAUAUAUUGUAGUAUAUAGUAUAUUAUAUUAUAGCAGUUAUCUGGGUUCUGUUGUGUGAAAUGCUCAUUUGGGCAAGCAACGUUUAAAGGUGGAACUUCUUGUAAUUCAAGAAAAGAUUAUUCCAACAAAAGCCGUGAAAAAGCACUUAAAGUUAAGCACUUGUUAAAAACCCAUCUCUGUUCAUACUUGUUAUUUUGAUUGCUGCUUGAAGAAAAGCUCAAAUGAAAGAUUCAAAGUCUAAAGCAGAUAUGUAUAAACAAUAAAGCUCUCACAUGAACUGUAUCAGCACCAAACAUCUCCCCAUUCACAAAGCAAAGCAUCUCUAAAAAUCCCUCUUCUUCUUCUUCUUCUUCUUCUUCUUCUUCUUCACUUCAUCCAUGGCUUUCUCCUUUGCAACCCACUUUCACCGCCAUCUUCACCACCAAUCCACUUAUCUGCCAUGUCAAGUAACCUCUUCUCUUCCCCUUCUUCCACCAUGCUUAAUACCCUUCUUCUCAUCAUUGUUUCUUCCCUCCUAAUUUCCCUAGGAACGGAGGGAGCUAUCGGAGUAAACUACGGUACGGUGGCGAACAACCUUCCUCCGCCGAGGAAGGUGGCUAAUUUCUUAUUAGAAUCCACCAUUAUUAACAGAGUUAGACUCUUCGAUGCAAACCCAGAAAUCCUUGAAGCAUUUGCUCAUACUGGAAUUGCAAUCACCGUCACUGUACCCAACGAUCAAAUCCCUCACCUCACCAAGCUCAGCUUCGCUCAACAAUGGCUGAAAACCAACAUCCAGCCUCACGUUCCUUCGACCAACAUAGUCCGAAUCUUAAUUGGAAACGAAGUUUUAUCAACCGCUAACAAGAUGUUAAUUGCAGGCCUUGUUCCCGCCAUGCAGAGUCUCCACACGGCUCUCGUCGGAGCUUCCCUUGACCGGAGAAUCAAAGUUUCAACACCUCACUCGCUCGGCGUUCUGUCAACUUCCAGUCCACCGUCGACGGGAAAGUUCCGGCAAGGCUACGACACCCAUGUGCUUAAACCCUUGCUUAGUUUCCUUAGAGCCACCGAUUCUCCUUUUCUCAUAAACCCUUAUCCGUUUUUCGGAUGCUCCGCUGACACGCUGGAUUUCGCGUUGUUCCGGCCGAAUUCCGGCGUCUUCGACGAAAAUACCAAGCUGCUUUACACCAACAUGUUGGAUGCUCAGCUCGACGCGGUGUUUUCCGCCAUGAAACUCUUGGGUUUCAACGACGUUGAGAUUGUAAUCGCCGAGACUGGGUGGCCGUCAAUGGGGGACUCCGCGCAAGUCGGCGUCGACGCCAAUAGCGCCGCCGAGUACAACAGCAAUUUGAUGAGGCACGUGAACUCCGGCGCCGGCACACCGCUGAUGCCGAACCGGACAUUCGAGACGUACAUAUUUGCUUUAUUCAAUGAGAAUCUCAAACCCGGUCCAGCUUGCGAGAGGAACUUCGGUCUGUUCGAACCGGACAUGACCCCGGUCUACAACGUCGGAAUCCUCCGGUCCACGGCUAGGUCAACUUUUCCGAGGAAUCCAUCACCGACUGUACCCGUGCCGGCGGCGAGUGCUCCAUCUCCGUCGCCGCCUACGGAAGGAUCUGGGCUGUGGUGUCUCCCGAAAACGGGGGCCGAGACAGAAGCUUUACAGAGGAAUAUUGAUUAUGCGUGCGGGUCGGGUUUUGCGGAUUGUGGACCCAUUAAAAGUGGCGGUGCUUGCUUUCUUCCCAACACAGUCCGAGCUCAUGCGGCAUUCGCCAUGAAUGCUUACUAUCAAGCUACUGGAAAGAAUGAGUACGAUUGUGACUUUGAUCAAACUGGAGCCAUCACCGACGUUGAUCCAAGUUAUGGGAAAUGCAAAUAUUGAAUUGUGGCAAAGAAGAAGAAGAAGAAGAAGAGGAAGAAGAAGAAGAUGGAGACUUUCUUUGAGUGUAUUUUUUGGCCAUAGAUUAAAAAUUAGACCAAUAUAUUACUCUAAAUGAAAUUUUAAUUAAUUAAAA